GAGAAGGACAAUGUGUGAAAAUAACCAAACUAAAAUUACAGAGUUUAUACUUCUGGGAUUUCAAGAUUUUUACAAUCUUAAAAUUAUAUUAUUUAUGCUAAUAAUGCUAAUCUACAUUUUAAUACUAAGUGAAAAUCUGCUCAUAAUUGUCCUGGUGACAAUCAGCGACCAUCUCAA
Molecule: messenger RNA, 177 nt
Organism: Pelobates cultripes (western spadefoot toad)
Lineage: Eukaryota; Metazoa; Chordata; Amphibia; Anura; Pelobatidae
Source: the annotation of a GenBank genome assembly